Messenger RNA from Xiphias gladius (swordfish), 1505 nucleotides. It is a transcript of the gene cetn2, whose product is annotated as centrin, EF-hand protein, 2. Bases 227 to 751 code for a protein of 174 amino acids. The transcript is spliced from 5 exons. Lineage: Eukaryota; Metazoa; Chordata; Actinopteri; Istiophoriformes; Xiphiidae. Gene Ontology annotation, cellular component: centrosome; centriole. Gene Ontology annotation, biological process: centriole replication; mitotic cell cycle; nucleotide-excision repair. The record is from RefSeq and is a predicted model, not a curated record. Gene Ontology annotation, molecular function: calcium ion binding.
UACCCGUAGACGUCAAUUUUCUCCACAUUUUUGGCAGCAGCCCCCGCGAGAUAAACAGGAGGCUUUGGCGAACAAGCGCCUGUCUUGCGAGCGAUUGACGUAAAGCAGAAACUGUUUUAUGCUCUUCUCUUCCCUAAAUGAUAGGGAGGCUUCGUAGCCCCGAGGAAAACACUAAUUGCUUAAUAGAUCUGCAGUUCAGUCCUGUCAAUCAAAUACACAGCAAGCGAUGGCGACCAGUGCCAAGAGACCAUCCCUGCAGGGUCCGGUGGCCCCUCCUCGCAAGAAGACAUCCCCCAAGCCGGAGCUGACCGAGGAGCAGAGGCAGGAGAUCAGGGAGGCCUUUGAGCUGUUCGACACAGAUGGCUCUGGAUACAUUGAUGUCAAAGAGCUCAAGGUUGCGAUGAGAGCUCUGGGGUUCGAACCAAAGAAAGAGGAGAUCAAGAAGAUGAUUGGGGAAGUGGAUAAGGAUGGCACGGGGAAGAUCUCCUUUGCCGACUUCCUUACUGUCAUGACACAGAAAAUGGCGGAGAAAGACUCCAAAGAGGAGAUCCUGAAAGCUUUCCGCCUGUUUGAUGACGACGAGACAGGCAAGAUCUCCUUCAAGAAUCUGAAGAGAGUAGCCAAAGAGCUGGGAGAGAACCUGACAGAUGAAGAGCUGCAGGAAAUGAUAGAUGAAGCAGACAGGGAUGGAGAUGGAGAAGUCAACCAGCAGGAGUUCCUGCGCAUUAUGAAGAAAACCUGCCUGUACUGAAGGAGUUGCAUGACAUUAGGGUUGGUGGUACAGUGUCGAGAGGACCAGAGGCGGUUUUUACAUGUAAUGCUGCUCAUAUGUCCAGUUCUAUUUCAAAAUUCCCCUGUCCGGAUUAUCAUGUCGUGCCAUACACUUUAAAAGGUUUGACUGUCACAUACUUCAAUGAACGACUUGAACCAGUGAUCUACAUUACAUUUGCCAAAAACAGUAAGAGAAUGCCCUCUUCCUAGUUGGAAAUGCUGCAUACUUUUAUGAAGAAUACAUUGAUCAUAUUAAUAAUAAUGUGUAGGUUAUUUGUCAAGAAAUUCUCAGUGCCUGCCUCAAUACGGUGAUAAACACAGUACAUUCCAAUGAUUGAUUGAUUGAUUGAUUGUACAGUCUGUGCAUUAAGCUUCAUCCAUCUGUACGACGCUUGUUUUAUACUGGCUACUCCUGCGUUUCCUCGUUUGUAAUGUGAGCAGUUGGUUAAGCGCUGAUGAGUGGGGCGUGCUGUCUGACCUCAGUGCGGCCUGUGGAUUUGUGCCUGUGCCUCUUCAAGGGGUGAUCAUCACAAUCAGGGAAGCUGCCCAACCUCUCUAACCUGCACACCUUCCCCACAAGUCCCAUUAUCUUUAAAAUAUGGUUGAUUGAUGAUGUAUUUUCUUGUAGCAUUAAGUAUUUAUCCUUCUGUUGUGUAUAUUUACUCCUCUGUAUUCUUGAACGUUUUGUAUGAUAUAUGGUGAAUUACUAGGUAGAUAUAAAGCAUAUUAGUGUU